AUGCUAAUACACAUCCUCACUUUUCUCCCAACCAAAUCAGCAUUCACCACCAGCAUUCUUUCCAAGCGAUGGACCUCCCUCUGCCACUCCCUCACCACCCUCAACUUCGACGAUGAAGGUGCAGAAAACCAAGACGCCAUAUCUCGCUUCACUCGCAUGGUGGACAGAUUUCUUCCCUCCCCGCCCAUCGUCCAGCUCCACCACCAGCCCCUCCAAACAUUUUGCCUCACUUCUCGCGCUAAACCCUUCAACAAGUUCGAAGUUGACAACUGGGCUGAAGCCGCCAAACGCCGCGGCGUCAAGAAUCUCCACCUUUCCAUCUAUUGCGCGCUCUUGUCGCCUAGGUUUUUCACCUCACAAACCCUCAUAGUUUUGAAGCUCAGUGGGUGUUUUCACAUAGCGAAAUAUGGUCAUAAGUUUGAGUCGGUUGAUCUUCCCUCACUCAAAACUCUUCAUUUGCUAGAAGAUACUUGUAUAGGAGUAAGGGAUAAUUUCAUGAAAGUUCUUUCUGGGUGUCCCAACCUCGUCGAUCUGUAUGCUCCUAGCUAG
Molecule: messenger RNA, 549 nt
Organism: Lotus japonicus
Lineage: Eukaryota; Viridiplantae; Streptophyta; Magnoliopsida; Fabales; Fabaceae
Product: F-box/LRR-repeat protein At3g59200-like
Exons: 1
Coding region: 1-549 (182 amino acids)
Molecular function (GO): protein binding
Source: RefSeq, a predicted model, not a curated record